GUUUCAGUGUAACACUGAUGUUUAAAAAGAUAGGGGCUGCACUUGUUUUGUCGCCGGGAGAGGAAGCAACAGCUGCGAUUGUAGCCAAAGCAGCGGGACUGGUGUGGCGUCUGGUAGGCUACUGGUGUCACUGGAUGCAAACAAUGACAGGACAUUUUACGGAGCUAGGUCUGUCAUGGAUGAAUCAGAAGAUGGAGAAGAACAGCUCAAAUUCCAACAACCACAGUUGCAGCCAUUGAUGGAUGAAGGAAGUGAUAGCAGUGGUGCUGGUGAGGAUGCUGGCAGCUUCAGUGUGAGGAAUUUCACACCAGGAGGGGGAGCAGCCGUAACGGCGAGCAAGAUUUCAAACAACAACGAUCUAUCAUCGGAAGGCGAGGAUUCCGCGCCUCUCACUUCCACGGCCACCACAACAUCAGCGCUGCUUUGUGAGAAAGAUGUCUUUGGAUGUGACGCUUGCAUCCUCAGAAGCCGAGGGGACCUAACAAAUGGAGCCAGAGUUACCAGGUUGUGCAAUGGGUUUGGAGGUGGAAUUGGCACCGGCAUGAUAUGCAACCAAAACGGAGAUUGCAUUAGAGACACUGUCGGUCCUAGGAGCUUGGCCUCAAUUGUCUCUAAACAAGAGACGCAGACAGGUGGCGGAGUCGCGGCUGACGACGACAAAAAAAAAACAACUGUAUGUAAUUCCACCGCCAGUAUGGACGGCUCAAUAACUCCUACCGGAUCUUCUACACAGGUCCACGGGGCCGAGACGUCCAGUAUUGGGGGCACAACUGCUACCAGUGGUGUUUCUGAGAAAAAGGACUCCAGGGUUUCCUUCUCCAAUGCUCCGAGCAGGAAGGCCUCGUCCGUGCAGGGAAUUGGAUCGGGUCCGAACCAGCACCAGCCCAGAAACUCUGUCACCUUCUCCAAGUCCGAAGACGGACCUCACCUCGUGGGAGAAGAUGGGGAGCCACGAGACAAUCAAACUUACAUGCAGAGACAGUUCAGUUCCAUGCUGCAGCCUGGAGUUAACAAGUUUUCCUUGCGUAUGUUUGGAAGUCAAAAAGCAGUGGAAAAGGAGCAAGAAAGAGUCAAAUCAGCUGGCAACUGGAUUAUUCACCCGUACAGUGAUUUCAGGUUCUACUGGGACUUCACAAUGCUCAUGUUUAUGGUUGGCAAUCUAAUUAUCAUUCCUGUGGGAAUCACCUUCUUCAAGGAUGAGACCACCACUCCGUGGAUUAUCUUCAACGUGGUGUCUGACACCUUCUUCCUUGUAGACCUGGUGCUGAACUUUCGCACGGGCAUUGUCUUCGAGGACAACACAGAGAUCAUUCUCGACCCCAAAAAGAUCAAGAAGAAGUACCUAAAGUCCUGGUUCGUGGUGGACUUCGUCUCGUCCAUCCCCGUGGAUUACAUCUUCCUCAUCGUGGAGAAGGGCAUCGACUCCGAGGUUUACAAAACGGCCCGCGCCUUACGCAUCGUCCGGUUCACCAAGAUCCUGAGUCUGCUCAGACUGCUGCGCCUCUCCAGACUCAUCCGCUACAUCCAUCAGUGGGAGGAGAUCUUCCAUAUGACCUAUGACCUGGCCAGUGCGGUGAUGCGCAUCUUUAACUUGAUUGGCAUGAUGCUGUUGCUGUGCCACUGGGACGGAUGCCUGCAGUUCCUGGUGCCCAUGCUGCAGGACUUCCCCUCUGACUGCUGGGUCUCCCUCAACAAGAUGGUGAAUGACUCGUGGAGCGAGCUCUACUCCUUCGCUCUGUUUAAGGCCAUGAGUCACAUGUUGUGCAUUGGCUAUGGCCGCCAGGCCCCGGAGAGUAUGUCUGAUAUCUGGCUGACCAUGCUCAGCAUGAUCGUUGGCGCCACCUGCUACGCCAUGUUCAUCGGCCACGCCACCGCCCUCAUCCAGUCCCUGGAUUCCUCGCGCCGUCAGUACCAGGAAAAGUACAAGCAAGUAGAGCAGUACAUGUCCUUCCAUAAACUGCCGGCGGACUUUCGGCAGAAAAUCCAUGAUUACUAUGAGCACAGAUACCAGGGGAAGAUGUUUGAUGAAGAAAGCAUUUUAGAGGAGCUCAAUGAGCCACUGCGAGAGGAAAUUGUCAACUUUAACUGUCGCAAGCUAGUAGCUUCCAUGCCUCUGUUUGCCAAUGCUGACCCCAACUUUGUGACUGCUAUGCUGACAAAGCUGCGCUUCGAGGUCUUCCAGCCCGGAGACUACAUUGUCCGCGAGGGCACCAUUGGCAAGAAGAUGUACUUCAUUCAGCACGGGGUGGUGAGCAUCAUCACCAAAGGGACUAUGGGCAUGAAGCUCUCCGACGGCUCCUACUUUGGAGAGAUUUGUCUGCUGACCCGCGGGAGACGAACGGCGAGUGUCCGUGCCGACACCUACUGCCGCCUCUACUCGCUCUCGGUGGACAACUUCAACGAGGUGCUGGAGGAGUACCCCAUGAUGAGGCGGGCCUUCGAGACGGUGGCCAUCGACCGGCUCAACAGAAUAGGCAAAAAGAACUCGGUCUUAAUGCACAAAGUCCAGCACGACCUGAACUCUGGGGUCUUCAACAACCACGAGAACGAAAUGAUUCAGGAGAUCGUGAAGUACGACCGUGAGAUGGUCAAGCAGGUGGACCUGCAGCGUCCGCGGGCCAUGUCCAUGACGUCCUCCCUCCAGGGCGGGAGCAUGUUCGCCUCGCCCUCCUCCAGCGGCCAGCCCUCGACUGGCUCCGCCAUCGCCACGUUACAGCAGGCCGUGGCCAUGAGCUUCUGCCCCCAGAUGGCCAGCUCGCUGGUGGGGCCCGGCACGCUGCAGUCCCCCCGCAUGGUCAGGCGCUUCCAGGUCCUGCAGAACGUCUCCAGCCCCGUGUCGUCCCUUCCGCUUCAGGCCGGACAAGGGCAGCAGCAGCAGCAGCAGGCCACCAACCCGGCUCUUUCCGGUGGGGCGUUCGCCUCGCCCGCCCACAGUCCCCUGGCGUCGGCGGGCAGGACUUUCCAGUACAGCUCCAGCCCUGUGGGAGGCGGCGUGCUGUCGGGGUCACAGCUCUCGCUGGUCCAGCAGCAGCAACACGCGCCUAGUCCCACGCACCGACCCACUGUCCACCGGCGGAGCACGCACUCCUUACAGGACACCCGGGCGCUGUCUGCCUCACAGCUCUCCCUCCCCCACGACGGCAGCAUCGGCGGCGGCAUCGGCAUCAUGGGUCUGGGCAUGCAGCCGAUGGCGACUGCGGCAGCCCCCAGCCCCCCCCAGUCCACGCGGGUCUCCUCCACAUCCAUAGGCCCUCUGCCACUGGCACAGGCUGGACUGGCUGGACCCAUGGUGUUCAGGAGCACUGUGCCCCAGAGGAUGGCGCUGACCCAUCAGAUGUCGGUGGGGGCCUUCCCGCCGGCCGCCCUGCCCCCACUCAGGCCUGCCCCGUACGAGUCUGGACUGCCCAAGAAAGACUCCAUAGUCAGCCUCCCAGAGACGGAACAAAUAAGAUCAAGGCUAUCUUCCAAUUUGUGACCUUGAGGAGGGAGACUUUGUAGAACAAUGUGUUUUUUUUUUUAGGAUGGGGAGCUUUUCUGACCUCCUAAUAACUGACCUCCGCCCUUCCACGCCCCACCUCUUUCUCCUGUGACCCAUGGACUCCUCUUUGAGAAUGUAUAAGAAUGUGUGCGAGUGAAACUGGAGAAUUGCGCAGGAAAGUGGAGACAAGACCAAGCAGCAACAGUAUACCGAUUCACACUACUGGUUCACACAAAGUCUGUACAAUACAACGCUGGGAUGUUUCUGUUUCCACACACACACAGGCAAAAACGUAGACAUGGCGUGUCCUUCUGUUGCCCUCCUGUUCGCUUUCUUUGCUGUUUGCUGUAGUCUCCACUUCACUGUAUGUACAAGAUCUCAUAGGUGCAGUUCAACGAUGCAAACUUUGCAUGAGCUGGGACUAAUGAAAAAUCAGGGAGCUCUUUCUGUUGACAGUGACCUAAACAGUUUGUGUUUGGGGAUUUUCUUGUUUCUCUAUAAACUGUAAAUCAGAUUUAAUAUGUAACAGUAGCUGGUUUGGAAAUGUGUCAUGUAGAAUCUAGGUACAUGGUUCAACCAAAUAUGAUCAAUAAUAAUCAAACCACAAAAAGGUGUCUUUUCAACUAGUCUCACCCCAUUACAUUUUCUUCAGACCAAAGGAAGGUGGCGUGUAGUGAGUCUUAAAUCAGAACAAUGAUGGAGCCAACGUAAAUGCUUUAAAAUAGCCUAUAAGACGACUUUAGAAGCCAUAUGUGUGUGCCAUGCAUGUGCACCUUUCUUCAAACAUUUCUUAUUUUUUCUCCUGACACUUUGUGUCAAUCUCACACAUCAAAAAAGUUUCAAAUAUAUUUCAGAUAUUUAAAAGAUAUUUACAUCAAAUGCUCUCUACAAAUAACAUUGACUUAAAACACAGCUGAAUUCUAAUACCAGAUGGCAGAUUGAGACCCUUCCCAUACAGUGUUCACUCCAUGUUGGAUCUGAAUGAGUUAAGAUGCGGAUGACUUCCAGUGUGGUGUUAAAAAUGGCUAUGUGAUGUUCUGAAUGCUACUCUAAGCAGCUCCUCCAAAGUUGCCAGUCUAGCAACGCUCUCUGCACAAGCUGAAACAUCCGAACUCCCCAUUUCUCUUUUGACCAAAACAAAAAAAGCAUCCCUCCACAAAUCCUUAGGGUGUGUGUUGAUAUAGGCUUACCACUAUAAUUACUUUUCCAUUUUUUUAUUAUUUGUAUUAUUAUUAUUGCAAAUGUGCUAUUUGCAAAUGGUGCACUGCCAAUGAUUACCUGUCGUCAGUGGACUGGGACUGUGGCGGAGAGCUUUAGGAUCCAUCAGAGAUGGUGUGGCUUAUUAUAAUCCAGCGCUGUCCCUACCGAACCCCACCUCAGUCCUGCCUCUCUUCAUUACCCCUCAUGAACUCCCCUGAUUGACUCCGCAUAAACAGCCUCCUGAUUCGCUUUCAGCGCCUCCGCCCCGUCGCCCUUCGUUAUGCCGUCACUUCUCCAAACUCGUAUGUCUGUCCUACAAACUUAUUUUCAGUGAGUAUGUCUGUAAGAUUGCUUUUGGAAUUGAUGCAAAAGACUGAGUCUGUGGAAAAGGAGGUUAUAAUGGCAAUAAAAUAAUAAGAUUGUUAGGUUCUUAAUAUUUGAAAGGGACCCCAGGUGGGCUUGUACUGUAUGUCUCAUGUGCAUCAAAUAAAUUGCUUUAAGGCUGUUCUGAAGAUAGCUAUUUCGACAACAGUCAAUACAAAGUGUCAACACACCCCAUGCUUUACUUAAGAAAGAGAGAGAUAUGCAUACACUUUUAAUGAUAAAAGUGGCCAUGAAUUACAAGUACAAAAUAUUUUACCAUUUUCAAUGGUGACCAGGAAUCAGAUAUGUGUGCACAGUAAAGGUUUAUUUAUCUCCUUGGCUGUGUGAGAAAACAAUGUAGUCUUCCCCUUAAAGGGGCCGCCGUUAAGAGACAAUCUGCUUUUCCUUCUUGUCUUUCAUCUCCUUCUUUCCUUUCCCUUCCUUUUGCCAACUUCUAUGAAAUGUGUGGCCCUUCCUGCAGCAAUAACGUGGCCCUUCUUAACCCCGGUGAUUUCCGGUGCUAUGCAUUUGUUCCUGGCUCAAAAAUACCUGUGCAGUCUCUGUAUGGGCUGCACCUCAUUCGGUACAAUGGAUUUACAGCAGGCUGCUGACGCCUGCCCAACAUUGAAUUUCUUUACCAUGCCCUGCCAUGCCAACACAUUAGAAUGACUAUGAAUGGAUUUAUAUUCAAAGCCAGGUCGGUUUGUGUCUCAUAAUAUGCAGGAGGUCACUGAAUAAUUUAUGUUAAUAGAGCUUUGCAUUGUCUGAUCAGAUUCAGCGUACGUUUCUAAUGUAUGGAUUACAUGAAGCGUAAUAUGCAAAACAUGACAAUUAUGGGAAAAUGCGCAAAGAAAAUAAACAUCUAUUAUUUACAUGUUUCUUAUGUAAUGAAGUAAGCAUAUUUAUAUUGUGCAGACUUGAAAGUGCAUUAAUGAUUUGAAACUAACAAAACAAGUUUAAA
Messenger RNA from Alosa sapidissima (American shad), 6002 nucleotides. RefSeq names its product hyperpolarization activated cyclic nucleotide-gated potassium channel 2b (gene hcn2b). Gene Ontology annotation, cellular component: membrane. The record is from RefSeq and is a predicted model, not a curated record. The transcript has 9 exons. Bases 176 to 3475 code for a protein of 1099 amino acids. Gene Ontology annotation, molecular function: voltage-gated potassium channel activity. Lineage: Eukaryota; Metazoa; Chordata; Actinopteri; Clupeiformes; Clupeidae. Gene Ontology annotation, biological process: potassium ion transport; transmembrane transport.